CGACAAAACCAGAGGGAAAGUGGACGGCAUGAGUUGCUCACCCUUACAUACAAACUUUAGUAGAGGCUAGUGAUGGGCGUUACCCGUGAUUUUGUUUCAAUAAGAGGAGAUGUCCACAUGACCAGAGAUUCCUCAUUGAGGAAGUUCAUGGCCUCCUUCAGGAGAUGAAAAAUGUCAGCAUAGACAGCAUCGUGAUGGAUUUUGCUAAAUCCUCACUUCAUGAGCACAUCAUCCACAUAAAAAUAUGUGAACUUGACUCUGCUUGUGACUUGAAGCACAUAGACAUAGCUAUGGUGCAGCCAGAGUAUCAUGUGUAUCACCUAGAGUGUUAUGGACCAGGUAUUGAGGAGCUGGGUGAGGGAGAAGAAGAUAUUCCUGCAGCUACACAUUGGAUGUUGCCUUCAACUGAGUUUGAAGAUAUGUGGGAAAAUCUCAUAUAUGACACUCCAAUUAAGGAACAGCUCCUCAAGUUUGUUCGCACCACCCUUCUGUUUUCUGACAAAGGAAUGAAUAAGAACAUUAUCUCUUGGAACAAAGUGAUUCUGUUGCAUGGUCCACCUGGAACUGGGAAAACUUCACUGUGCAGAGCCUUGUCUCAAAAACUGAGUAUCAGACUAGACUCGAGAUAUAAGUAUGCUCAACUGGUUGAGAUCAACUCUCAUUCCCUCUUUUCAAAAUGGUUUUCUGAGAGUGGCAAAUUGGUGCAGAAGAUGUUCACCAAAAUUACAGAGCUAGCAGGUGAUCCUCAGUCACUGGUGAUUGUUCUUAUUGAUGAGGUGGAAAGUCUAACUCGUGCUCGUGAAUCCUCAUUAAAUGGAGCAGAUCCAAGUGAUGCUGUUCGAGUUGUAAAUGCUGUCCUUACUCAACUUGACCAGGUCAAUAAGUACCCAAAUGUCCUCAUUGUUACUACCUCCAAUAUAUCUGGUACAAUUGACCUUGCCUUUGUGGAUCGUGCAGAUAUAAAACAGUACAUAGGCCUCCCCUCUCGAGCUGCAAUCUACCAGAUCUACUAUUCGUGCAUCAAUGAAAUGAAAAGAACUGGUAUCAUUGUGGACAGUGAAACCAUCUUCACCUUAAAAGAAUUGGAAACAACUAACAUGAUUGUUAAAGAUGUGACAAAGUCAUCAUUAUUACUCUGGGAGAUAGCUGGAGCGAGUGUGGGUUUUAGUGGACGUACGCUGCGGAAGAUACCAUUUUUAGCUCAUGCUCUUUAUGCUGAAACUCCCCUCAUCUCAUUAUCUAACUUCCUUUCUGCUUUGCAAAUGGCUAUUAAAAAGCAGAAGCAAGACAGAGUUGAUAUAGGCUUGGUGAAAAAUCAUUAGAUAACUGAUUUUAAAAGAAAUUUAUAUUUUUGUACAUUUAUAAUACUGUACUGUAAUAUAUUUUUGGCAUGCAUUAAUAGGUUUAUGAAUGAA
This is a messenger RNA of Homarus americanus (American lobster), 1415 nucleotides long. It is a transcript of the gene pch2, whose product is annotated as pachytene checkpoint protein 2 homolog. The record is from RefSeq and is a predicted model, not a curated record. Gene Ontology annotation, molecular function: ATP hydrolysis activity; ATP binding. The coding region runs from base 165 to 1322 and encodes 385 amino acids. Gene Ontology annotation, biological process: meiotic recombination checkpoint signaling; reciprocal meiotic recombination. NCBI's taxonomy places the organism in Eukaryota, Metazoa, Arthropoda, Malacostraca, Decapoda, Nephropidae. Gene Ontology annotation, cellular component: chromosome; nucleus. The transcript has 9 exons.